AUGUCAUCCAAUCGUUCCCCAACUUCUCCUGUGCCUCAGAGCUCCCCUUCUCCAACACCCACUCCUGAGAGUUUGAGUGAGGGAUCAACGUCUGGACGUGAAUCGCGAUCGAAAUCUGCGACGAGAACUCCUCAAAUCGAAUUGACUGAAACUCCUUCCCCUCAGUGGAUUGAAAACUCCAGCGAAGACACUGGCACUGAUACUGAUACCAAUUCCGAUACUUCUAAGAAAAUGAUCUUAAUCAAUUCCGAAAAGUUUCAAUUGGUGAAAGUAUUGGGGGAAGGAAGUUUUGGAAGAGUGUACUCAAUCGUUGGAGAGAACGGUAAACAUUUUGCGGCGAAGCUGUUUAAGAAGAAGAACGACUCAGAAGAUUGUGAUGGUGAUGAUUCGAUUCGUGCAGAAACUGAGAUCUUUCAUCGUCUUGGGUCUUCUUCUCAUAGAUCUGUACUUAGAAUGUACAAGACUGGUAUGGUUCAAGAUCCUCCGACUGGCUUCUUCCAAAAUGUUCUCCUCAUGCCGGAAGUCGGAGAUUCUAUCGGAGACGUUCUGGAGAAAGCAAAAAGACUCGAUGCAAAGUUCAGAAAUGAGAAUUGUAGCGGAAAUGAGAGAACACCAAAGGUUUCGAUGAAGAUGAAUGCCAUUCAACUCAUUGGCAAGCAAAUUUGCGAAGGCAUGGAGUUUUUAAGCCGUCACCACAUUUUCCACCGAGACCUGAAGCCUUAUAAUGUUUUCUUCACGAAGAAAAUUGGUUUCGCAAUGGAACAUAACGCCAGUCGAUUUUCGUUUGUGCUCCCAAAACAUCUGUCCGUAAAAAUCGGUGAUUAUGGAGAAGCGAAAAUCAUCACAGAUUGGGACUUUGAUCCGGAAACAGUACAAACAAAAGGAUAUCGAGCUCCUGAAAUUCUCCUUGGAAUCAGUUUCAAAUCCAAUUCUGAUGUAUGGUCAACGGUGCUCACAAUUCUUGAAUUAUACGUUGGAACGGAUAUCUUCCAGACGAGAGGUGGAUCUGUCCCAUGGGAAACCGAAAGAAUUCGAUCAAUUCAAUACGUUCUUGGGCAAAGAAUCAGCACUGGGCUGUGGAAAGAAGCGGAACAGCAAGUUGGCGGAGAAGACAUUCGCGAAAAUUUGGUUUUGUUCGACGAUGGGAAAUGUUCUUCGGAUCUGCCAACUCUAUUGGAUCAUAAACGAUCGUAUCACGCCGAUUCGCUAUUUGAGUUCGUCCAGUUCGCGUUGAUCGUCGACUAUAAUCAUCGUCCAUCAUUCCAAGAUCUCAGCUCACACAUUUUUUUCAAGACUACUAAGAACUGA
Molecule: messenger RNA, 1308 nt
Organism: Caenorhabditis remanei
Lineage: Eukaryota; Metazoa; Nematoda; Chromadorea; Rhabditida; Rhabditidae
Exons: 7
Coding region: 1-1308 (435 amino acids)
Biological process (GO): protein phosphorylation
Cellular component (GO): nucleus
Molecular function (GO): protein kinase activity; ATP binding
Source: RefSeq, a predicted model, not a curated record